Molecule: messenger RNA, 936 nt
Organism: Epithele typhae
Lineage: Eukaryota; Fungi; Basidiomycota; Agaricomycetes; Polyporales; Epitheliaceae
Exons: 3
Coding region: 1-936 (311 amino acids)
Source: RefSeq, a predicted model, not a curated record
AUGCACUCAAACACGAAUGCUUAUUGGCAGCAAACCCACGCAAACAUGGAGGCGUUCCUCCAUAAUUUUGUGGAUCCGACGCCUACACUUAGGGCCGAUAACAGCGACUCGGUGGCUGAACAGGCACCACCGACCUUGGGGAACAACGCCCUCGGCUUGUACAUCAACGGCGACGUACCUCCCAUUAACAGGCCCACUCUGUCUGACGAGGUGGUGGUCGGUCCCACAACCGCCGUGCCAAUUUCCGAGGUACUUGCGCCUGGGCCGAGACGUGCCUUCGUGCGCCCACGGUGGUUCUCUAGUCCCGAACCGAGACCCUCCCCGCCUAGCACGCCAGUCGAUCCGACCACCCACCAAGGCUACAUCCAUCUUCCCACUGGCAAUGGACCUUGGCCCGUCCCCGCGAGCGACUUUAACCCCCCCGCGCCACUCGCGCUAGGCCUUCUUAACCUCCCCGAGGGGGUGUGGGGACCGACGUACCAAUACGAGUUCACCUUCCCGACGGGCCACCACGGCCAGGCGGCCCUGCCACAACCAUUCAACAUGCAAGGAGGCUUCUUCAACAACACCGGGAUGGGGGCUUUCGAGAACAGAGGUACACCUCUCGCGCCAGGCCAUCUUAACCUCCCCGCGAGAGUUUGGGGAUCGACGUACCAAGGCACGUUCGCCUUCCCGAUGGCCAACCACGGCCAGGCGGCCCGGCCGCAACCAUUCGGCAUGCAAGGGGGCUUCCUCAACAACACGGGGACGGGGGCUUUCGCGAAUGGAGGUAUGAGGAUGAUGGGAGGAGGGGAAGGGAUGUACACCGCGCGCACAGGGCCGUCGACGGCUCACGCUCAAGUACCGUUCCCCACCUAUCCUAUGUCGGGGUUGGCACCCAGCUGGCACCUGUCGCAGGAGGCGCAGGACGGGCCACGGGGCACGGUGAAAGAGUAG